Messenger RNA from Amoebophrya sp. A120, 4889 nucleotides. Lineage: Eukaryota; Dinophyceae; Syndiniales; Amoebophryaceae. The record is from the annotation of a GenBank genome assembly.
UGCCGCAACAUUGCUUGAUGUUUUGCUUAGCGUCACCACCGGUUGAUACUUAUUGCACACGACAGUCGAAAAGCAUUCCUGGUGGAGCCGAUACCACACCCACAAGGAAAUAGAGCCAAAACUAUGGAUCGUUAUCUUUCCGGCGGCAUGACCACCGCAGUCACGCCUCCAGUCGUUCUGGACGACGCAUUAUCGUCGAACCAAAAGAACCCUUACACUGGCACUUCCUCCUCUUCGAGCAGCAGUUCCUCCUCCCGAAUACGCAACACAAAUUCCACCCCUCGCCCAGCCUCCGCAAAAGCGGCCGACUUCUACUGCGUCGAGUACGAAAUCGGGUCUAAUUGCUACGGUGGAAAGGUCUUCGCCGUUUCGGCGAAAGAACAGGAUGAUGGAAGUAAUGCCGUCGUGACCGCCGCGGGUUGUAAGAGGUUUAUUCUGAAGACCGUGCCGUUUACUAUUGCCUCUCCGGCAAAAACUGUCCGAGAACAACUACACUUACCAGAGAAAAUAAACGAAAAGCCGGUAGACCUGCUUGAAGAAGCCGGUGGCUCAUCCUCCUCCACCAGCCGCAGCACUGCGACGGGGACUACGCCACGAGACGGUGGUCAACAUCCUCAGGGGCAUUGUGCAUCGCAAAAUAUCAAACUGCACGACCCUCAUCCGCACCUGGUCACGCUGAUAGAGAAGUUUGAGAACAAACUCCAGCGGCAACACGAAUACAUCUACGAAGACUGUGAGGGUGGGGAAUUAUCGGACUUCAUCCACAAACUCACGUCAAAGUCCAAAAACAACAACUGCCUGCACGAGCAAACCUGCGCACUGUACGUGCGGCAGUUGUUACAAGCAGUCGCGGCGUUGAGAUCAUCAUCUUUACCGGGAGAGGAGCAGGGGGAGGGAUCUUCUUCACAUGAGGACAGCUACAGCACUUCUGUCCACGGUUUAAUCUCCCCAUCCACGGUGCUCCUCACCUCGAAACUCCCUGACGCGGUUGUGAAGCUAGCAGAUUUGGGGCUCGGACGAAGACUAGUAGUAAAGCCGGAUGAUCAACAUCUUCAUCCACAUACUGGUCCCACCUACGCAGCGGAAAGAAACACCACGAGCAUCGUCAAAGCAAACUUCACGCACGAGGAAUUUACCUGCCUUUCGCCACAGCAACGAGAAUUGAUGAGGGUUUACGGAGGCGGCCCCAGUGACCUCGUAAAAGAGAUCCCACACCAGCCGGAGGACGACGUCUGGGGCAUCGGCAUGGUCGCGUACUUCAUGCUGGCCGGGAGGCUACCGGUGAAUUAUUUUACCGAGAUGAACAACGAUAAUAGCGACAAGCUUGUUGACUUCGAUAACAUGUACAUGUUCGGACAAGAACGAGAACCACCAGUCUACGAUCCGAGCGCGAGCCGUACAAAUAAUAUCCCGGAAGUAGUAGUAGUAGAUUACAGCAGGUGGCCGAAAGCAGGACCCCGGUUCUACGCAGACGAUCCGGUAGAAAAUUGGGAGCACAGAACAAUGACCAGCAGGGACUUCCUUCGCAAAAUGCUCGAGCCCGAUCCGAAGAAGCGACUGACCAUCGCGGAAGCUUUGAACCACGAGUGGAUUUUUGAGAAGGGACGGGAGUAUUUCAACCCGAGUAUGGUCGUCGGUGGUCCGAGCACGAGCGCGGCAGCGGGAGAGAAAAAGAACAAGCAGCUGCAGAAUAUCAACUUCGCGAAACUCCGCGCGAUGUCCUUCGCAUCCUAUCGCGAUUACGAAGUGGGGUUAGUCACUUGCGGCAUCAUUCUUGCGCUGAGCAAGAUCUCCCCUUCAGUUUUUGACGAAGUGCGGCGGAGCUUUUUGGGGAUGUGUGAGGAAAGUUGGAAUGCGCGAAACUACAGUGGCGGCGCCGGGGGAGGGAUGAAUCGAGCUGCAGCAAUUAUUGGCAAAAAUGGAACCAGCAACACAAAUUCUACUUCGUGUUCGUCCACAAAUAAUAAUGGCAACUUUCAGGGGUACUUGACCGCAAGGAAGGCUGCGGAGUUGCUGAAAAGCCGGCUGAUUCCUGCUUUCAAACUGGAGCAAGGUACUAGCAGUGCUACGACAGGAGCUUUCAACAGCUUCUACCAGAAUAGCAGCGACGGCGAAGGUAUCAAAUGCAAAAAUGUCUGGGUCUGGAAGAUUUCUACAUUUGUCAUGCUCAUUUUCCAUGAUCCAUGAUGUCUGUGAUGCAUGCCGUAGCAUCACAGAUUUUUCGACGGCUUUCUGAUACCUCUACUGCAUGAGAAAUGCCCUCUCCGCGUAGCACAAACUGAAGUCCUCUACUUGCUGGCCAUGCAAUACAAAUUCUUUUACAAUCCAGAGACAGCAUCACAAGUUUAGAAUGUUCCAGACCCAGACAUAUCUGCAUUUGAUAGAACGGGGGAGUGAGGCGGUGCAGCGUGGGGAGCAAAGUACUUGCUGUUGCGUUAAAAGUAAUAUAAAUAUAUAUAAUUGAUUUGUGUUUUGGCAUGACAAAUUCGUUAUCAGCUGCAACAAUGACAUGACAAAUUUACGCCGAUCAUAUUACCAAAACAGUUCUCGCCUUCCUGCAUUCCCUUUCCUCCACUACCGUCGUCGACAGUACGGAGUUACUUAUCACAGGAAAAAGUCUUAACGUUUAAAAGAAUUUGGCAUGCAGGAAUGCACGAGAAAUGAUGCCUAGAUUUGUAUUGCAUAGCAUGCAUGAUAGCAAAAAUUUGUCAUGCACAACUGCAAUGCCUCUGCCUCAAAACCGUUAACGUUAACACUUUUUUGCUUGAUGUUACUCGCCGCUUUGGCCAUCUGGUGCACGGAAGACAUGCGGGCGGAGGAGAUAUCGUAAGAAAAAAUCCCCCCUCCCCAUAUCGAAAAGGCAUCCUUUUGAAAAUUUGUGAUGCUGAUUUGUGGUUACAGAUCAGGUCUGUCUUGCAAGAGAGCAAAGCCAGAGCUUCCGCCGCUUUACGCAGGCGGUUUGUCAUGCUGCUGCGCCAACAAGGUAGACGUCUGCCAUGCUGAGCGCGCACCUCUAGCCAGCCCCUUCCAGGCUUUGCAUCUGCCUGCAGUCCUCUACUGCAGGACAAAGCUGAUUUGUGUACACAAAUCCCGCAACAGAGAUUGCCAUUUUGAUAUGGGGUGGGGGCUUUUUUCACUUUGAUAGGAGAUCGACUUCAAUCUGAUCGACGUGCCAGUGUUGUUCGAACGAGUAGCGAAAAUCGCCUUUCUGGAAUUGAGGAAAAGUGCCAGCAAUGCUGGAAGCAAGCCAUUUGCGCUGCCAACCGCGAUCUACGCUAGUACCGCAGACGAGGAGCUGGGGAUCAGGGUAAUUUUUUGUGUUGUCUAAAUUUAAGUAGAAUGCGUUUUGUGUUGCAGAAUCGGAUAUACGACCAUGGGAGAGCAGUCACCACGAGUACGCAACAUUUUUUUCCAACAUUAAGCCAUGUUGACACUACAUGAUGUCAGAUUCCCAUCCGCGCCCUGGUAGACAAGCGUAGCAAGGGAAACGUUGGGCGCCAGUUUUCCCGCUACUGUAUGGCGUUCUCAACUGUUAUACUCUCAACUGUUGCGCGAAUUUGUAAUGCGAGAAUAGCGGAAGUCAAAGAGGGGAGGCUGCAGCUGGAGCAUUACAAAUUCGACACAGUUGUAGGUGCUGUUUAGGCCUUCGCAAAUUUGCCAUGCGAAGCAGCUACAUCGUGUGGAUCAUGAUGGUAUUUUUGCAUGACAAAUUCAUGUAACAGUUGAGAGUGUAACAGUUGAGAACGCCAUACACUGCCGCUUGAACUUCGAUGUCUUCGUCAAGGAAUUUCCAAAACGGGAGCUACAUUUCAAGGAAUUCUGUCAUGCGGUUUUGAAGCACGGGGGAAGCGGGAGAACGGUGUUUGCCUACAAAAAUGGAAGGGAGGCGAAGAAAUAUGACCCGUAUAAUUUUUGAGAAGUUGCUCUGCUACUAGUACUAAGUCGAUGACUUUUGAAUUUGAUCUUGAUGUCAGGAGUUUUGCAUCAGAAAAGAACUUCCCUCGUGCUUGAAGUAGAACUGCAACGGGCAUGGCAAAUCCGAUUUGUCAACAUUACAUACACGCCGGCAAUAAAAACAGGUACGCCACCUACGAUCUGGAUGGUUCCACUUUGAUCUCCUCUGUCCGCCAGUUCUUCGCCAGGAACGGCCCGAAAGAGAUUUUAAACAACGCGCUGAACUUCGACUUUUCCACCAACAUUACCAACUGCGCCACAAUGACGGUUGCGGCCAAGAAUAAACUGACGCACUUUGUGGAAAACAGUGACUUAUGCAUUGCAAAAGUAUCGUACUAGUUGUAUAAAUCGCAUGACAAAUUUUUCCAAGAGCAAAAAUGGAAUUUGUCAUGCGGAAAAAGGUAGACCUAGACACAGAUAUCUGUCAUGCAUGACUGCAAUUAGUACGAGUGCGAUGCUUUAUUUGCAAAGGAUAUGACUUUUUCAAUGAAGACGAAGAAUUCUCGCCGGUACGGGCUGCGAGAGUGGGCAGUGACGAGUUUGUCGAGGGUGCUGGGGAUCGUGUUGCUGCUUCAUCUUCUAGCAGUGCGAGUGCAUCCGUGUCUGUAAACCACGAGGACACGAUCUACUCGACGGUCGCCGGAGGAUCACCGGCGAAGCUGUCGCCGAUGCUGUACAGCAAUUCGGGUCCGGCGGGGGGAAGGUUGUCGUGAAGCUGACGAUGCCAUCGGCCAAAGAUUUCAACUUCUCCGAGUUUAAGGUCCUCACUACUGCUACGGACUUACCACACGAACGAUAUACUUCGCGCAGCCACUGUGAAUUUCAAUUUCGCAUCAAAACACCACGAGAGAACUCAAUGUCAAAGGAAAUGAAGAGGCAGAACCGACGCAAAAAAAAACGACACUGAAAGUAACUGUUGGGGAUAUUGGUACAGG